AUGUACGAAAAAGACAUCUUUUAUUCUACGAAUAAAAAAUGUACUUGCAUUGAUAAUUAUUAUCCGUCGGAUGGUCGUUGUGAUUUGGGAUUCGUCACAAUCUGCUCACGAACGACACCAUGCUCUAAUCCCAUUUUUGACUGCAUUAAUAAUAUGUGUCAAUGCAAGGCUAAUUAUAUGUUGAGGAACUUGCGAUGCUUGUCAAUGAACUUGGGCAGUUUCUGUUACACAAACGCGGAUUGUGAUGCGAUAGACUUCGCAAAGUGUUCGAAUAAUCAGAAAUGUAUCUGCAGAAACAAUUAUAAGGAAAAAAAUGGCAAUUGUAUCCCGUUUUUAGGAGAGCCUUGCUCAAUGAACAAAGAUUGUCUACCGCUGAAUUCUCUCUGUAUUGAUUAUAAAUGUUCGUGUGAUGAUAAUUUUUCUAAAAAGUUAAACAACAGUUGUUUCCCGACGAAAUUAGAAUUUAGCUGUGAUAAGGACGAGUAUUGUUUUUUGAUACCCAACGCGAAAUGCUCUUUUUGGCAAUGCGUUUGUAAAAAAGGAUACACGAGGCAAAAUGCCACCUGUGCACCUCUUUUAGGAAGUUCUUGCUCAAGUAAUGAAGUAUGUGCUGUUGCCAAUUCCGUGUGUAUCGAUGACAUUUGUCAGUGUGAUGUCAAUUAUGUGGAGCAAUCUGAUAAUUAUUGCAUGCUUGUCACUCUCAGAAAAACUUGUAAAAACAACAACAUUUGCCCUGCUUUUUCGAACUGCUCAGCGAAAAAGCUAUGCGAAUGCGAAUUAAAUUACGGUGCAAAAAACGACAGUGUGUGCGCACCACUUCUAAAUCAAUCUUGCUCAACAUUGUGUAUAGCUGACCAUUCAAUUUGUUUAGAUGGCAUCUGUGAAUGUGAAAUAAAUUACGUCGCUCAUUCAGGCACUAUUUGCAAACUUGGUCCAUAA
Molecule: messenger RNA, 939 nt
Organism: Cotesia glomerata
Lineage: Eukaryota; Metazoa; Arthropoda; Insecta; Hymenoptera; Braconidae
Product: prion-like-(Q/N-rich) domain-bearing protein 25
Exons: 4
Coding region: 1-939 (312 amino acids)
Source: RefSeq, a predicted model, not a curated record